This is a messenger RNA of Nicotiana tabacum (common tobacco), 312 nucleotides long. The record is from RefSeq and is a predicted model, not a curated record. Lineage: Eukaryota; Viridiplantae; Streptophyta; Magnoliopsida; Solanales; Solanaceae.
AUGGCGAGCGAGACAACUAAAGGGGAAAUCACCCUUCCGGUCAACGUGGCCAGAACAACCCAAAAUGAAAAGUUUCAUCUCAUCGAAGGAGACAUGAGAUACAAUGCCUUGCUCGAAAUGCCAUGGAUACACUCCAUGAGAGCAGUACCAUCAACCUUUCAUCAAAUGAUGAGGUUCCCAACAAAGGAUGGAAUAAAAAUGGUAUACAGGGAGCAACAUGUUGCAAGAGGGAUGUUCGCAGUGCAUGAUGUGGCACCAACAUCGACACCUUCAAUAUCGAAGGAGCCAAAAGAUAAACAUAUAGCAAAGUAG